UUUCCAGAUAUUUAUUUGUUUAUGAAGUAUACUUGUUCUGUCAAAUUUGAUUUUAUCUUAAGUUUACAUAAGAGCUGUAUUACAAGAGUUUUCCCAUUUGGAAGUACAUUAUGAAUUUGUAUAUAGUCAUAACAUUUGCCCAUUUAAUCAUCUCUCAAACAACUCUUGCUUCAAAACUUGAAGUAGAGUCACCUGGUAGCUCUGAAGCAGCCAAAAAUCAGCUCCAAAAAAUAUAUGACCAAACGAAGCACAUGCGUUAUGGCCAAUGUUGGAUGCAAGCACUUAGUGUUCUGCAGGCAGGGUGCAGACAACUGACCGAUGAGGUACAACGUAGGAUUGCUUAUGCCUUUGCUCGAUGUCAUUUGCAAGCUUCUGGUCGAGAUAUACCAGAAUGUCCUGAUGAAAAACCAAUUUCAGCGUGCACAGAUUCAGAAGCUAUACCUGAUAUUGCAUUCAACGCUUAUACUGAAUUUUUUACACAUACGCAGCAGAUUUGUUUUCAUCUUCAAAAUCAAGCAUGGCACGAAGCAACUGAAAACACUAUUUCACCUGCUGAUAAUUCUGCAGAGGUUGCUACACAGUUGGAAAACAGUGCAGAUGUAGCAAAAGAAAUGGUCGCUCAACAAAGUAAAUCUUUAGAAAAUCAAGAAAUUUUGUUACAAAAUGAAGAAAAAUUGAAGAAUUCGAUGGAAAAAUCAGUUUUGGAUGUGCAAAGAUCUCAUGCUGAGACCAAGGCUAUCAUAAGUGAACAACGGGCUCUUUUUAGCGAAGUUUUUGACAGAGUCGCAGUGUUACAAAAAACUGUCCUUGGUGAAUUUUCUAGCAUUUACACAUUCGGAUUCUACGUUGGUUCGACAUUGAUGGCAUACAUUCUUACAUCUACAACCAGAACUAGCAGUGCCAGAGUUUGGUUGUUCCUUAUUCUUAUGAUGAAUGCUGCAGCAGAACGUAUGAUUACUUAUUACUAUGUAAAUCCUAUUGAUGGCAAUACAAGUUUUGCUAGUGGAUCACUCAGUGCUAUGGUACCUGAAUUGAUUUAUGAACAAACGUGGCUUUGUCGACAAGUCUCUGGAUUUGCUCUUCUAGUUCUACUCCUUGUUUGUCGAUAUAAGGAUUACAAUCGCAUCAACAACUCGCUUUUAAAUGAAAUUAAACAACAAAAUUUAGAAUUGCAGAAUUAUAUCAAAGAAAAUAUCCAUGAUGUGCACAUAAUUGGUAAUUCAACUCAAUCUGCUUCAAUCAAUCUUAUCAAGACUGAGGAAAUUCUCGAUGAAAGUAUUGGGAAAAAAAUGCUUCUGGAUAAACAUCAAUCUGAUAUUAGAUCAGUUGCGACAUUGUCUCAUCGUCACGAACCAAAUGCAACCAUGUCCGAUGCAAAUACGACCAUUUGUCCAUCUAAUUUGACGAAAAUGACCAUAAACGUCAAAGAUUCGGAAGGAGAAGAGAGUGACUGCACUUUUCGUCAGUCGGAGGUCACAAAUGAUGUAUCAGAUGUAUCAUCUGCCACAAGUUUCAUGUCAGUUAGUACAAGAAGUACUCGAUCUCGUUCUGUAAGCGCUCGCAUCAAUUCGUCCAGACGUUCAUCCACUCCGCUGAGAGAUAUUAUUACGGAAAACCAAUCUAAAACAAGUAUGAAACGCUCCAAAAGGAAGAGCAGCAUUAUUUCAACGUUAAAUGACAGCGUUUCAAAUGUAAAUCCUCCAUCUUCUAGCUUUGUGGUUGGUGGUUAUAGUUUACGACGGCGACCCGAAUCUCCAAGAGUUAACCAUUCUAUUUUACGAACUGAAACAGUUGAAGAAUUCACAAGCUAUGUGUUGCAUGAUUUAGCUGAAAGAUCUGCUGAUAAAAGAAUGCAAAUAACGCAGCAUCUAGCUUCAAAGAAAUCAUAAUUUAGCAAUUAGGAAUUUUUCCAGCAACUUACAAACUUUUAUUUAUUUAUAAGAUAUGAACAUGCUUUCUGUAUUUUUUUCACUGAUUUUUAUACCAAGUUCCACUUGUCUUUUGUAUUUAAUAGUACCAAAUCAUGAAAAUGCUCUUUUUAUAAUCUUCAUCAUUGUUUGAAAAAUUUAUUUUCCCGGCAUUGUGAAACAAUUUACCUCCUGUUUUGUUCCAAUGAAUAAACAUAUUUUUACUCAUUUUUUAUGAAAAAACGUUUAGUUACCUACACAACUCAAAAUUAUAUUCAACCUAGUUUGUCUUCAGGUUCUCAGACUAUUUGUCUAACCGCUAUGGGCAUCAAUAUGAUCUUAAUAAUAUCUAAUAUUAUAUUAGGUUUUGGGUCCGUAUUUCGUGAUACUGGUACUUUAUUAAAGGAAAAUGUUCAAUUGCGUUAACAUAAUGAAGUAUUUUACUUUAAUCAGUACGUUGUGUUAUGUAUUGUUGACAAAUUUGUUGCUUUUAUAGUCUGUAGUUGCAUAAAAAGUGCCUACCAAAAGAAAGAAACCCAAACUUUUUAAUCGAAAAUGUAAAUUUUGUCAUCUGAAAAUUUUAAAUUUCUGUAUGAAAGCUGGUCUAGAAAUGAUGAUGCACAAUAUAUAAUACAGAUUGUUUUCGUUACUACUCUGAUGAAGUUACUUUGGUCUUUUUUUACAUUUUCUAAUCAUGCACGUUUGCCUCUCGUUUGCAG
Messenger RNA from Styela clava, 2626 nucleotides. RefSeq lists its product as uncharacterized. Lineage: Eukaryota; Metazoa; Chordata; Ascidiacea; Stolidobranchia; Styelidae. The record is from RefSeq and is a predicted model, not a curated record.